Messenger RNA from Actinia tenebrosa (Australian red waratah sea anemone), 3399 nucleotides. RefSeq lists its product as uncharacterized. NCBI's taxonomy places the organism in Eukaryota, Metazoa, Cnidaria, Anthozoa, Actiniaria, Actiniidae. Gene Ontology annotation, molecular function: protein binding. The record is from RefSeq and is a predicted model, not a curated record.
CAUUUUACCGCAAAACCUCCCGCUGGCUUUGUCUCGCCUCGCCUCAUCUACAGCGACUAUGAGACUGUAGGUAUUAAAGUAAGUGCGAUAUAUUGUAAAGUAUGGGAAAGUUUUAUUCAAAAAAUAUUAAAAAAAAAAAAAGAUAGAUUCGAAAAACUCUGUGGAUGGGUAAGCCCGUGGAUUUGUUGCAAUUUAAGAAGCCAAGAAAUUCUAUUCCUUCUCGUAGUUCUACCCCCCUCAUUCAUUCCUCCAGAUACACACGCACACACAACACGACAACCAAUAUAAAAAAGAAGAAAAAGAAGAAAAAAAAAGAAGAAAGAAAACUCUAAGAGAUUCGGUAUGUGGGUAGCCUGUGCUACUGUUAUAAUUUAUUCGGAAACCAUAUCAAUGUCAUCGUUUUGGAAUCCGUUGUCAUGGUGAAUCGUUCUAUAGAACAACUAAAUGGCUUCUCGAGAAAGUCAAAAUAAGUUAACUUUAGAACCAUUUAGCGGAUUAAAUUAAAAAGAUCGCCAAAUUCAAACCGAUGGCUCAAACAAAGAAGAAGAAGAAAAAUAUCAAGUCCUUGCCGUUCGAUAUUUAUAUUCGUCUUAUGCCAACUGGAGAAAAAUUUCUCCUCAAGAACGUUAACUCCGAGAUGAAGGUUCGCGAACUAAAGUGCUACGCUGAACUAGUGGUUGGAAUCCCGAGUAAUUUACAGAGACUUCAGUAUUUAGACGAAGGAGAUAUGAUGGACGAUUCAGAUUUAAGAUACAACGAUGUGGUCGCUGGUGCUAUGAUAAAACUAAAAAUAUGGCGGGCAUGGGAAAGCCUUAUCGCAGCUGCUGCGAGAGGCGACAUUGAAAAUGUCUUUAAGCAGGAUAUUCAGGUUUCUAAAGAUUGGGAGAAGCUUGACCCUUUGGUUUUCAAGAAUAAAAUUGCUAUCACGAACGAUAGGGCAGCUGUUGCUUUAUUUAUAGCAACCCAUAGAGGGAAUAUGGAGUUGGUUCGAAGUUUGUUAGAUAGUACGACAGCUGAUGUCAAUAUGAAGACCCCGUUUGGUAGAACACCUUUACAUGUUGCAUCUUCACAGGGACAUUCUCUUUGUAUUGAUACUAUGUUAGAGAAAGGGGCUUCUAUAGAUGAACCAGACGAACAAGGAAAAACACCACUUAUGAUUGCAAGUCAGUGUGGGUUCAAGGACAGUGAAAGACAUUUGUUUUUAUUUCAAUGGCAGACCAGAGCAGCGAAGAUCAAAUCUCGAAAGAAAAGCACCUCGCUGAUGAUGCAUCAACAGUUUGACUCAAAAUUCCCCAUAUGGUUCAAAGGGAACCAUGCACAGGUCUAUUAUUGUCAGACCCUACCCCCCGGGGAAUUCGCAGGGACAGGACUAAAUGCACCCCCUCUAAGGAAGAAUAAGGGGAGUUCACAUGAGAAACAGCAGAGCCCAGAUAUUGAACUGCCACCAAUUGCUGAGCCACAGUAUGGAAGUAAUGUCUCGCCAAACUCAGUUCGAAGAAGAGCUCAACCAAGUAGUAGAAUACUAAGCAGUAAGUCUCAGAGCUCACUAGCAAGCUCUAAGUCAUCAACAUUUGAUGGUUGGUUGCAAGCAAAAAAUGAACAGAAAAGAAAAGAACUGCAGAGGAAAAGAGAAGAACAAGCAAGAAGAGAUCUUGAAAAUGAAAUGAAAAAAAGAGGAACGGCAGGAAGAAGUUUUGAGGACUGGAGACAAGCCAAACAAAGGCAAAAACUUUCGCCGAUACAGACUGAAUCCAAAAAGGAUAUUGCAUUGUACAAAGAUGAUGUUGAUGUUGACUUUCAUAUGAGUUUUCAACAGUGGUUGAGGUUGAAAAGUGAUGCAAAGAGUGAGAUGACCCAUACUGAUGUUUACAGUUGAGUCUUGCCUUGGAUGCCCUUUUGGCAUCCUUUUGACACAAGGAAAGCAAAAGUGGCAGAUCCAGGGAGUGGACACCCACCACGUAAGCCUGCGAGGUGCCCUUUUUACCAGCAUAGUCUCCUUGAAGGGCCAUACACUAAUGUGGGACAGGUUACUGUGAAUGUCAUAGGCCUGACUCCUGGUAAAUGUGCAUAGCCCCAUGCCAGUGACCUCCAGGUUAAGGGGUUAAGCACAAGGACUAACAACCCUACCCUGGUGUUAAAGAAUUUGAUUCCAGAAGCCAAUGAUGCGCUUCAGGAAAUUUGCUACCAAAGAUUUGAGAAACAACUGGUGAAAAACAUUGCCAUAGUGAUGCAUUGCGGAAAACACCAUGACACAGGAUCUUUAUAUUUGAGUCUUUGAUCAUCAUUAUCAUAAUGAUGAUCAUUAUUAUCAUCAUGACAUCAUCAUGGCAUCACUUAUCAUCAUCAUCAUCAGCAGCAGCAGACGUAUCUUGUAACAUGCAUCAUUAGCAACAUCAUCAUCAUCACCAUUAGCAGCAGCAGAGAUAUCUUCUAACAUGCAUCAUCAUCAUCAGCAGCAGCAAAAGUAUCUUCUAACAUGCAUCAUUACUAUUAACAUCAUCAUCAUCAUCAGCUGAAGUAUCUUCUAAAAUGCAUCAUUAGCAACACCAGCACUGUCAUAAUGGCAAUUAUCUCCCCCACAAAAUCAUCACUGUUGUUGCAUCAGCAUCACCAUAGACUGCAACAUUAUCAAUACUUAUAAUAUAAUAAGAAACAGCUAUAGUAUCCAUCAUCAUCWUCUUCUUCAUAUUCUAAUAGGCAUGCAUGCAUAACAGCAUUCAAGCUAAGGACAGAAUUUUGUCAAUAACACCAAAAAGUAGCAAGACAAUUUAUUAUCAGAAAUACUUAUUUAUUGAAAUAUUUUUUCAUAAAAUGUGCGAUGCAGUGCUAGGCAUAAAUGGGCAUACACAUACAUAAUGACAUGUUUCUAAAAUGUUUACUAUAAGUACAGAGUAAAGAAGUGUUUUGAAAUGUGAUUGUUUUAGACUAUCUAGUUUCAAACUAGUUGCUCUGCAGGAAAUUUUCUUAGGUAGAUACAUUUUUCCUCACCAGAAUUAUACAAUUAUACAAUUACAGUAAGGUUCAAUGUUGUUCCUAAGCCAAAUAUUUAUGUCAGGUACUAUAUAACUAUCUAAAAUGUUAUUUUACGAAAGAAAUAUGCUUGAAUAUUGUUUGCAUAAUUUAAGAUUUCAAAACUUUGAAUGUCAAAGAACUUCCUGGGCUCCAGAGCUUCCAUUUCGCAUCCUAUGGUUGUAACGAGUGAGCACUAAAAAUUCAUGUCAGCAAAAGCCAGAGGGAGAAUAAAAUGACCUCUGGACUCCAGGGUAGUCAAAGAAAAGCAACUCAAGAAAAAAAGUAUUCACAACAAGAUUCUUUGAAUAUUCUUCUCAGUUCACGUGUAAAAAUGCAAAUCACAUGAAGGUUAACCCAGCUAGGUUGAAAUAAAACAUUUUAUCUGGA